GGCCUUGUGGAAGAUUACUAGCAGCUCUGGAGCUGUAUAGGUUCCAUUGCUAUCCAAUUGCUUACUCUCGCUUGGCUCAAUCUGUAUCUUAUUUAUAUUUUCUUCUGUUUCUUGUUCUUCUUCUGCUUUUUGGCCAUAUCCAGACAUUCUCUUCUUGUACCCUAUUCCUCUUUCCACUUCUCAAUAUUCCUUCCUCACUAAAUGUUUCUCCCAAUUGUCUAAUCUUCUGUUAUUCUCUAUCUCUGUUUACAAUUUCUUUUCUCUAGAUGACUAUGAACACCCCAGCAAUCAACAUCAUAUCUCCCCCAAACUCUUCCAACGACAACCUCAAAUCUUCUAAUCCAAACAACACUGGCUCCAGCUUCUUCUUCCUAGGCACUAAUCCCAGAAAGACCAUUUUCAGCAUUUUUUCAAACAACGAUUCAACCAACAAUAACACUACCAAUAGUAGCAGCAAUAGCAGCAAUACUAAUCUCCCCACUAAUUCUAAUAAUAACUCUAAUAACAACCUAAUUCUCAGCCAAAAUCUUGACCCAAAUACUGAUAAUCGCAAUUCUAUCGACAGAUCUCUAAGUGAUAUUAAGAUCUCAAGAUCCAGAUCCAGAUCAAGGUCAAGAUCCAGAUCAAAACUAAGAGCUGACUCUCUGUCUAUUUUCGGCAAAAAUAUCUUUACCCCAAAUAACAAUACCAGAAAUCCAGCAUCCUCGGACUCUGAAGAUGAUAAUUUUUCCAUCGUCGACAACAACAAUACUACAAACAGAAAAACUACUAUAAAGACAAAUAGUCAUAGGAGCAUUGCAGCCAAAAACUUGACGAAAAAAUUGAUCAAAAACAUCAAUAACAAAAAUGAUAUUGAUGAUGAAUUUGCUAAUGAUAAAAAUCGCGAUCAGUCUCUUGACGAUUCGUUAUCUGAUUAUUUGAGCAACAACGAAAUCGCUGAUCAUCCAGUAACAACUUCAAAAUCAAAUUCAAAUCAUAAUCCCUUGGAAAAACAUAUCUCAAAUAUAUUAGAUUUAAACAAAUUCGAUCAAUCAAAUUCUUCAAAUCUAAAAAACAUCGACAUCAAUACCAAUAACAACUAUAACAAUUAUCACAAUAACAAUAAUAACAACAACAACAACAACAACAACAACUUUAAUAUUAAUCCAAAUAUACAUGCAGGUUUUGACACUGAAAACUAUCACACUACCAAUUAUCAUACUGGUAAUUAUCCUACUUAUAACAGCACUUUGCCUCUCUCAUAUGAUUUUUUUCCCGAUGAAUAUUUCUAUGACAACAAAAUUGAUCUUGUUCAGUUAUUUGUUCAACCAAAAUACUUGAGAUUACUAUCAAAAUCAAAAGAAAAGUCAAAUUUUUGUAAUCGCUUAUUUUUAGCCCAAGAACUAAAUUUAACCCAAGACCAAAACACCUCAGAUCUCAAUAACUCAAACAUCAUCAAUAACACUAUAACUCCUCAUACUGAAUUGACCUUGAUCAACAAAUUCAAAUCAAAUGACACAAGCGACGUUAAAUCAAAUAAAUCGAUUCGCUCCACUAUAUCAAACACAAUAAACAGCCAGGCAAAUUCAAAUAAAAGAGGCGCAAUAUGGGCCUUGAAAUUCAGUGUUGAUGGCAAAUACUUAGCUGCUGCUGGUCAAGAUUGUGUAAUAAGAGUCUGGAAAGUCAUAUCCUCGCCUCUUGAUCGUCUUGAAUACCAGCACAACGUUAAUAAAUCAACAAUCAAUAAUGACAUCAAUAAUAUCCCAAAUAACUUAAAUAACUUAAACAACCCUAACGGUAUAAACAAUAUCACCAACAAUGAUAACAUCAACAACAACAUCAAUACCAUUAAUAAUGCCAAUAUCAAUAACAACAUCAACUUAGCCACUCCUCCUUCAGUAUCAGAUCAAAGCGAUCAUGAUCCAAACAACCAAUCUUCGAAGAAAAACUCUUCAAAGCCUGUAUAUGCUCCAGUUUUCCAUGAUGAUCCAAUAAGAAUCUUUAAGGGGCAUUCUCUGGACAUACUUUCAUUAGCCUGGAGCAAAAACAACUUUCUAUUAUCAGCCUCGAAAGAUGGAACUGUUCGUUUAUGGCAUAUUGAUAGGCAUACUUGUUUAGGCGUAUUUAAUCAUCCUGAAUGCGUAACUUCAGUUUGUUUUUUUCCCACUGAUGACAGGUUUUUCUUAAGUGGCUCUUUAGAUAACGGUCUACGUUUUUGGUCAAUAUUAGACAAUGAAGUAAGUUAUCAACAAACUUUAACGAGCUUAAUCACCGCUAUUUGUUUUUCUCCUAAUGGUAAAUUGACUUUUGCUGGAACCUUUAAUGGAAUUUGCUUUUGUUUUGAAACUAUCGAUUUAAAUUUAAAAUAUCAAUUUGAGGUUCGAAAUAAUUAUGGAAAAAAUUCCCGUGGCUCUAAAAUAUCCGGUAUUCAAACCUUUGAUGUCCCAAUUGAUUCAAGUUCAAACUUGAAUCAGAAUUUAAAUUUAAAUUUAAAUUUAAAUGUAAACUUAAAUCCUAUCAAUGAAAAUAAAUCAUUAAAUGCAUCUCCUUCCUAUUUAUCAUCCACCUUGAAUGAAACAACUGAUACAAGAAUUGUAAUAACAACUAACGAUUCAAGAAUCAGAAUAUACUCACAUUUAACUAGAGGCUUGGUGACUAAAUUCAAAGGCUUACAAAAUGAAUCUUCUCAAGUGGUUGCAACUGUUUCUGAUGAUAACGAGUACCUUAUUUGUGGCUCGGAAAAUAAUUGCAUCUACAUGUGGAGAAUAAACGAUCAAGAAGUUUUAAAAAAAUAUGAAAAAAAAUCAAAAAAAAGCUUACUCUAUAAUUCAAUGCUGAAAAAGAAAAACAUUGAUUAUAAAGACGAAAUACCUAAGAACCUUAAAAAUGGAAAUUAUUUCGAAUUUCAUGCACAUCGAUAUCAAGUCAGUUGUGCAACAUUUGCCCCAAGGGUCACCAAGAAAUUUUUGUCUUUAUCUAAUGAUCCAAUUUAUGAUUUAUACUCUACUUAUGAAGAUCUCCAAAAAAAUGCAACCACUCAAAAUUCAGAAAAUUAUGAUAAUAGCAGCUCUUUUGGAUCGCCUGUAAAAACCUUUACGAAUGACUCACGGGCUAAUACUACAAGUAUUAAUAGCAAUAAUAAUGAUUACGGUUGCUCCAAGAAGAAGAAAAAUAAAAAAAUAAUGAGUUUUGAAAACUAUGAUCCAGUUGAUGAUCCAGUUAUUGUUAGCGCGGAUAAAAAUGGAAUUAUCCGAAUAUUUAGACAAGAUUCAGGGUAUCAUAUAAGAAAACUUAUAUUGGAACAUUUAUUAAAAACCAAAAAAAAUGAGGAGCCUUUUCAAGAUAAAAAAAGAAAAUUGACUGUUACAAGUUUAGUGAAGCCAUCAAAAUCAAAACCUUUUAUUAACAUUAAAGGAAGAUCCAGUUCUCCUUCAAUCGAAAAAAGGAUAGCCCUGAAAUCGUUGAUCUCUGAGUUGCCAAAUUCUUUAGGAUCUGGACAAUCUAAGCCGCCCAAUAGGCAUUAUCCUGAAAUUAAUGUUGACAAUCAAAUGAGCUUAAAACCCUUUGUUAAUAAAGACGUCCUCCUGGUUCCUGUUGAAUACAAUGCCGACAAUGCAUUGAGCAAUGUUAUUUCUGAAGAGUCCUUAAAUGGACUUCAACCUCCAAAGCUAAAUAAGUCUGGUUCUUUUUAUUCACUACAUAACCGAUCAACCGGAAGUCUAUUUUCGAGAGGCCGAAACAGAAAGGGAAGUGAAAAUGAUAAAAAAAUUUGCGAAAUAUGUAGUGGAGUCAAGUUUUAUCGCAAAAAUAUUGACAAUAGAGACACAUCAAUUUGUGCUGACUGUGGAAAUCAGUCUUGAGUUUAUUAUUUGUUAACGGUUUUUGUUUUGUUCUUAAAGAAAUUUUCUGUUUUGAUUAUAGUUUUUAUUGUUAUGAUUUUGUGAUUACUUUUACGCACACUGAAAAUUGGCGAGGUUUGCAGAAUGUGCUGUAACUGAUCUGUAAAUGACAGUGUGUUUUGGGAUUAAUGAUAAAAAAAAUGUGUUUCUUUUAUUGGCUUUUGUAAUCUAGUUUUUAGUUUUUAGUUUUUAGUUUAGUUUCUUUUUAGUUUUAGUUAUCGAUCUUUCUCUGCUCAAACCAAACUCAAUUC
Molecule: messenger RNA, 4129 nt
Organism: Ascoidea rubescens DSM 1968
Lineage: Eukaryota; Fungi; Ascomycota; Saccharomycetes; Ascoideales; Ascoideaceae
Gene: LAF1
Product: Laf1p
Exons: 1
Coding region: 267-3839 (1190 amino acids)
Molecular function (GO): protein binding
Source: RefSeq, a predicted model, not a curated record